Pangasianodon hypophthalmus (striped catfish) is the source of this 1405-nucleotide messenger RNA. It is a transcript of the gene cenpv, whose product is annotated as centromere protein V. The coding region runs from base 139 to 573 and encodes 144 amino acids. The transcript has 5 exons. Gene Ontology annotation, molecular function: carbon-sulfur lyase activity. Lineage: Eukaryota; Metazoa; Chordata; Actinopteri; Siluriformes; Pangasiidae. The record is from RefSeq and is a predicted model, not a curated record.
CAAUCUGGCAACCCUGUACAGCACUCUGUUAAGGUCUUCUGAAACAUUACACAAGCCUUUUGUUAGGAAACCGAGUCCCGGGUUAACACCUUUCAUCCUUACAACAGUUGCUCAUUACAAAAGAAACUUCAGUGGGAUAUGGAGGAGAACAGGAAAGCAGGUCUGGUGAAGCACACAGGCGGCUGCCACUGUGGUGCUAUCCGUUUCGAGGUGUGGAAUUCUGCGGAUUUGCACGUAUUUGAUUGCAAUUGUAGCGUUUGUACCAAGAAGCAGAACCGCCAUUUUAUUGUUCCCAAGGCCCACUUUACAUUGCUUCAGGGCUCAGCGAACAUAACCACGUACACAUUCAAUACACACGCAGCCAAGCACACCUUUUGCAAGAUAUGUGGCGUGCAAAGUUUCUACACACCCCGAUCGAAUCCUGACGGCUUUGGUGUGGCUCCGCAUUGCCUGGACCCUGGAACUGUAAAGAGUGUGAUGGUUGAACAUUUCUGUGGGGAGAACUGGGAGGAAAGCAUGCAGAAACACAAAACUAUCAGGAGCAUGUCCAAGCCUACAAAAGAAGCCAAAUAAUCUAUCAAUACACAAAUAUGACCUUUAAAAAAAUGAUUAAUCAUUAAUUUAGUUUUGGUCAGAUUUAAAGGAUAAGCUACACUAGCUACCUCUAAAGCAAUGGUUCUGAAAGUAGAGGUAUCACUUGGGAUAAUUAUGAGGCCAUCUCUGAGUUAAUACAGGUGCAUAAGGCACAGCUGGAAUAGAGAACCUCUGUUUUAAAUCGCAUAUUAUUGUUGAAUUACUCAUAUUCUGUAGUGUUUCACACACUGUGUAGCAUGGUGAGAUGGUGUGCAUGCUAACACACUUGGAAACUAACACAGGUAUUUCCAGAGAAAUAAUCAUCAAGAUUUAUCAGCAUCACUUAUAUGUGAAAAAAAAUAUCUGACUAAACAGUCAGUCAGAUUAUAACAAUCUGUUGGCUGUUAUCUGUUGGUUGAUCUGUUGAUCCCCAUGUUCAUCUGGUUAAAUCUUAGGAUUUUAAUGAAAUAACAGUGACACAAACUAUUUACAAAGUGUAUUCAGGUAUACAAAGUUAUUUGGUACAGUACACAGUCUUACUCUUGUGCACAGCAGAUUAAAAACAGAACAAAGUCUUAAGCUGCUUUCACACUGCAUGUUUGGCUGUAUAUAUGGUUUUAGCAAACAUUCCACGUAAGAUGGAAUGAAAUGUUUAAAUAAUGUUCCACUUGAACAGGUUAUGUAGUUUUGAAGGUAUUUAAAGUCCAAGAAUAACUGAACUGUGGAGUGUGAAAGUGGUAUUAAAGUAGUAGUGUAAGAAAACACAGAACAUGUAACAGCUGUAAACAUUUUUAAACAUUUUUUUAAAUAAAGCAGAAUUUCAGUAAAUUGA